UUUACGUGUAAAGCGAGAGAUGCUUCAGUGUUGUUGACAGAUGUCAUAGAAAGCCGGAACUGAACUGCAGGAGAUCACAGUCGCCGAAGCAGAAAUUAUGAGGAUAGUUUAUGCGUGCACGUUUUUGCUAGCUGUCAAUCAUUUGACAUCAGCAGUAAAAGUGAAGAAUGGGAGUCAGAAAUUCUCUGGAAACAAAGAUGACAAAUGCUUCUGCAAGCUAAAAGGAGAAGUUGAUGAUUGCUCCUGUAAAGUUGAAACAAUUGAUUCUCUGAACAACCAGAAGAUAUUCCCUCGACUGAAAAGUUUGAUUUCAAGAGAUUAUUUCCGUUUCUUUAAGGUGAAUCUUGCCAAGGAGUGUCCAUUUUGGUCAGAUGACAGCCGAUGUGCCCUGAAGGACUGCCACGUUGACACAUGUGCGGAGGAUGAGGUGCCUCCAGCACUGAAAAAUGGGAACGGGAAAGAAAACAAGUAUGCGGAGAAGGCUCAAGAGGUACAUUCAUGUGCAGAGGAGAGAGAACUCAGUGCCUUGGACACCACCAUCAGUGCUGAGAGCAAGGAGGCGUUCAAGAACUGGACAGAACACGACGAGUCCCAAGACCUGUUCUGUGACAUUGAUGAUGAGAACUCUGCAGGCCUGGAGUACGUGGAUCUGAGAUUAAACCCCGAGAGGUACACAGGCUACAAGGGAGCAUCCCCUCAUAGGAUCUGGAGAAGCAUCUAUGAAGAAAACUGUUUCAAGCCUCAGUCUAAAUAUGGAUAUGGCCCAAACAACAAACUUGCAAAACAGCCUUAUGAAGACAUGUGCCUGGAGAAGCGAGCCUUCUACCGUAUGGUGUCCGGGCUUCAUACUAGCAUCAACAUCCACCUGUGUGCGGAGUACCUGUUCCCAUCGAUCGGUUAUGGAGAUGCUGAUUGGGGUCCCAACAUGGAGGAGUUCAGGCAGAGGUUUGACCCCAAGACAUCCGACGGGGAGGGACCACAGAGACUGAAAAACCUCUACUUCACAUACCUGGUGGAACUGCGGGCGCUGGCUAAAGCUGCUCCCUACCUGUUGGAGGAAGAAUUCUUCACUGGAAGUGACGAGGAGGAUGAAGGGACAAAACGAGGAGUGGAAGAUCUGCUCACGGUCAUCAAAUCCUUCAACGACCACUUUGAUGAGAGUAAACUGUUUGCUGGAGAGCCAAAUGAAGCAAGGAAACUUAAGGAGGAGUUCCGCAUGCACUUCAGGAACAUCUCCCACAUCAUGGACUGUGUGGGGUGUGACAAGUGCAGGCUGUGGGGCAAGCUUCAGAUCCAGGGGAUGGGCACCGCCCUCAAGAUCCUCUUCUCCGGGGACACCAUUGGCCCCAUGUCCACAGUCAAUGCCAGCAGCAAACGCAACUUCCAGCUCACCAGGUCCGAGAUUGUGUCACUCUUCAAUGCAUUUGGAAGAUUGUCCACCAGCAUUCACACGCUGGAGAUGUUCCGGAAGAAGCUGCGGUGAUGUUGUUGAAGCUAGGCAUCAUGUACUCCCACUGAUCAACUGGACCAACUGAUUCAAGCUCAACUCUGCUAUAGGACAAUCCGUUUUAGUUCUCACAUUCUCUGUGAAACAGUAAAACAUCAUUCUCUAGAAAUGCAGAAACAAAGAAAACAUGAAGAGAAUAUUUUGAAAAAGAACAUUUGGGUACAGUACUUGUAAAAUGUCUGACAUUUUACAAAUUCUGCCAACAGUUUUCAAGUCAUACAGACAGAUUCCUGUGUGUGAGAUGACUACAAACAAUUUCAGCUGACAUUUUUGUAUUUCUACCACUUUUGAAUUUUAUUUUUUUCAAUGUUUCAGUUGUUUUUUCAGAUGUUUUUUUCUGACAUUGUAUUCACUGAUUUUGUUAUGUCGACCCUAGAAUCCUCAACAAUUCCCUCACACAUUUGCAAAACAUUCCACAUAGAUAGUCCUCGUUUAUGUUUUGCUUUUUGUGUUUGUUGUUAGUUUUUGUCACUGGACCGAGUUACUGGCAGCUCGUAACACAUCUUCGCCAGGCAAGUGUGUCCACUAGCCUAUAUCAAGCCUAGUUUCUACCCUUGCCAGGUCAAGGCCGCUUUUGUUGGCUCGACCUUGGCGCCACCUCGCAUAGAUCACGAAUUGUGCGUCUUGUAAUGAAAACACGAUAUCCAAUCAGAUCACUGUUCUUAUCUCGUAUAGCUUCACAAAGAUGGCUGGCAUGGGGGACGACCUAGUUGAUCAGAUAUCAAAAACAUUCUCGAUUUCAUCCCUGACACAAAAACAAUCGUUGGGGGUUUUAAAAGAUGGAAAAGACAUGUUCGUGUCAACAACGACAGGCAGCGGUGUAGUCACGGAUGUUGAUUUUGUGAAACGUUCUCUGAUUGGGCUAUCAAUAUGUGUGAUAGUCAAAUCCUAUUCAGCACAGGAAAGUGGGCUUGAUCAAGCUCCUCACAGCGAUAGCCCCCUCGCGGAUCUCUCGAUACUAUCGCUGCCACCAGUCAAAACUCCCCACAGUGAAUAGGUGGCCACAACCAUGC
Molecule: messenger RNA, 2520 nt
Organism: Haliotis rufescens (red abalone)
Lineage: Eukaryota; Metazoa; Mollusca; Gastropoda; Lepetellida; Haliotidae
Product: ERO1-like protein beta
Exons: 15
Coding region: 98-1483 (461 amino acids)
Biological process (GO): protein folding in endoplasmic reticulum
Cellular component (GO): endoplasmic reticulum membrane; endoplasmic reticulum
Molecular function (GO): protein-disulfide reductase activity; FAD binding; thiol oxidase activity
Source: RefSeq, a predicted model, not a curated record